GGGAGCACUUCUAGAGGAUACUCAGUUCUGGCAGUUGUGGGGAGCACUUCUAGAGGAUACUCAGUUCUGGCAGUUGUGGGGAGCACUUCCAGAGGAUACUCAGUUUCUGGUAGUUGUGGGGAGCACUUCCAGAGGAUACUCACUUCUGGCAGUUAUGGGGAGCACUUCCAGAGGAAACUCAGUUCUGGCAGUUGUGGGGAGCACUUCUAGAGGAAACUCAGUUCUGGCAGUUGUGGGGAGCAUUUCCAGAGGAUACUCAGUUCUGGCAGUUGUGGGGACCACUUCCAGAGGAAACUCAGUUCUGGCAGUUGUGGGGAGCACUUCCAGAGGAAACUCAGUUCUGGCAGUUGCAGUUAUGGGGAGCACUUCCAGAGGAUAGAGCCAAGAAAGAGCCGAAGGGCAGCAGAAGCUGCAAAGAGUCUAGUGUUUCCAAACCAUCACGUCAGAAUCCUGUGAGAUGGGAAGACAAAAGGGGAUCCAAAGAGGCCAAUGUCUCCCACACUUCCCAGGCAGGGCAGAGGUGGGCGUCAACCCCAGGUGAGAAGUGGGUGAAGAGCCCUGUUUGAGAUGUGGCUGAUCCCUGUUACUAGCUUUUCCUCUGGGGACAGAACGCUCUACAAAGAGGAACUUUCCUUUCCUGCAUGAGGCAGAGGCAAGCUGCCUGCCCAUCCCCUUCCUCAAGGAAUGGCCUAGCCCGGGAAUGCCCACCACACACACUCUUCUUAUUUUUCUAGUCAACCUCUGUUUACUCCUUGGCCUGCCUUCCUCCUCCCUCCCUUUCAACCUUGACUUCUGAUUUCUACUUCAUGGAAUUUGGGAUUGACGUUAUACAACAGUGCCGCCAACACCAAGUCUUGCAGGAAAAAAAAAAUACAAAGAAAUUUAACAAAAAAAAAAAAGUAUAUUAAUAAAAAAGUUCCAAAAAGGGGGGGACUGUCAUCUCCUUUGGGGUGCGAUGAUUUCAAAUUCAAGCUCUCUGAGUGUCACCUGGUGGGGUGGGUGAGAAAGGAGGCCCCUUGGGGAGCCACAGUGCUGUAACCACUCUAGGCUCCUUUCCCAAAGUGCCAAAGACUGAGGCCAGAGGUCAGAAAUCUCAAGACGUCUCAGCGGGGCGGCCCUAGAGGGGCGGGGUCCCGUGGUAGAGGCGGGGAAGAGGGAAGGACCCGGACCAAGCACCAACCCCAGCUCUGUCCCAUACCAGGAAGUGCUGGGUGGGUGGAGGGGGCAGAGAAGCAGAGUUGACAGCGAAGCCAGGAUGGUGGUGCCUUCGUUGAGACUUCAGGACUUAAUCGAAGAGAUACGCGGGGCCAAGACUCUGGCCCAGGAACGGGAAGUGAUCCAGAAGGAGUGCGCUCAAAUUCGGGCCUCCUUCCGCGAUGGGGACCCCCUGCAGAGGCACCGCCAGCUGGCGAAACUGCUAUACGUCCACAUGUUGGGCUACCCCGCCCACUUUGGACAGAUGGAGUGCCUGAAACUGAUCGCCUCCCCCAGAUUCACAGACAAGAGGGUGGGCUACCUUGGGGCCAUGCUUCUAUUGGAUGAGAGGCACGAUGCCCAUCUGCUCAUUACCAACAGCAUCAAGAAUGACCUGAGCCAAGGGAUUCAGCCAGUUCAGGGUCUGGCCCUGUGUACUCUGAGCACCAUGGGCUCUGCUGAGAUGUGCCGAGACCUAGCCACUGAGGUGGAGAAGCUGCUCCUGCAGCCCAGCCCCUAUGUGCGUAAGAAGGCUGUUUUGACCGCUGUGCAUAUGAUUCGGAAGGAUCCUGAGCUCUCCAGCAUCUUCCUCCCACCUUGUGCCAAACUGCUCCAUGAGCGCCACCAUGGCAUCCUGCUGGGCACCAUCACGCUGAUCACCGAGCUCUGUGAAAGAAACCCUGCAGCCCUCAGGCACUUUCGCAAGGUCGUACCCCAACUGGUCCAGAUCCUCCGGACUCUGGUGACGGCGGGAUACUCAACAGAGCACAGCAUCUCUGGAGUCAGCGAUCCCUUCUUGCAGGUCCAGAUACUUCGUCUGCUUCGGAUCCUGGGACGGAACCAUGAAGAAAGCAGUGAGGCCAUGAAUGACUUGCUGGCCCAGGUCGCCACCAACACAGACACGAGCCGAAAUGCGGGCAACGCCGUUCUGUUGGAGACAGUGCUUACCAUCAUGGACAUCCACUCUGUAGCGGGCCUCCGGGUUCUAGCUGUUAACAUUCUUGGACGUUUCUUGCUCAACCAUGACAAGAAUAUUAGGUAUGUGGCCCUGACAUCGUUGCUCCGCCUGGUGCAGUCCGACCACAGUGCUGUACAGCGUCACCGGUCCACUGUGGUCGAAUGUCUACAGGAAACAGAUGCCUCCCUUAGCAGGCGGGCCCUGGAGCUGAGCCUGGCUCUGGUGAACAGUUCCAACGUGCGAGCCAUGAUGCAGGAGUUGCAGGCCUUCCUGGAAUCCUGCCCCCCUGAUCUUCGGGCUGACUGUGCUUCAGGCAUCCUUCUGGCUGCGGAGAGGUUCGCUCCAAGCAAGCGGUGGCACAUAGACACCAUCCUGCACGUGCUGACCACGGCAGGCACCCAUGUGAGGGACGACGCAGUGGCCAACCUGACCCAGCUGAUUGGAGAGGCCCAGGAGCUUCAUGCCUACUCCGUGCGCCGCCUCUACAGUGCCUUGGCAGAGGACAUCUCCCAGCAACCACUGGCGCAGGUGGCAGCCUGGUGCAUUGGCGAGUAUGGGGACCUCCUGCUGGAGGGUAACUGCGAGGACACCGAGCCUUUCCAGGUGGAGGAAGAGGAGGUGCUAGCGCUCCUGGAGAAAGUCCUGCAGUCCCACAUGUCCCUGCCAGCCACCCGAGGCUACGCUAUCACAGCGCUCAUGAAGCUCAGCACCCGGCUCCGGGGAGACAACAAUCGUAUCCGCCAGGUGGUAUCCAUCUACGGGAGCUGUGUGGAUGUGGAGCUUCAGCAGCGGGCUGUGGAGUAUAACGCACUCUUCCAGAAGUACGACCACAUGAGGGCUGCCAUCCUUGAAAAGAUGCCUCUUGUGGAGCGCAGUGACCCUCAAGUUGAUGAGGGACAGAAGGAAACCAAAGCGGGGCCCCAGCUCUUGGAAGCAGCAGCGCCUGCCCCCACGGAGCCCCAGGCCACUAAGCUCUUGGAUCUGCUUGAUCUCCUGGAUGACACUUCUGGGCAUGCUCAGCAUCUUCCACCAAUGGAGCCUUCCCCAGGGGAGGCCUUAGUACAGCUCCUCGACCUUCCCUGUGUACCUCCACCCCCUGCUCCCAUCCCCAGUCUCAGAGUGUUCGAGCGUGAGGGUGUACAGCUGGACCUUUCUUUCAUGCGGCCCGUGGAAACCCCGACAUUGCUCCUAGUCACUGCCACCACCACCAACUCCUCAAGGGAGGAUGUUACCCACUUCGUUUGCCAGGCAGCUGUGCCCAAGAGUUUCCAGCUGCAAUUACAGGCCCCCAGUGGGGACACAGUUCCAGCUCGGGGUGGCCUUCCCGUCACCCAGCUCUUCAGAAUCCUCAAUCCUAACAAGGCAACUCUGAGACUAAAGCUACGCCUCACCUACAACCACUUUGGCCAGCCAGUACAGGAGACCUUCGAGGUGGACAACUUGCCCGUGGAGACCUGGCAGUAACUUGCUGUGGUUUGUGUCUGGCCGGGGUGUUUCCAGGCUCUUGGUGUCUUAUUCAAGGAAUGGAAAUAAAGGUGUACAUAAAUUGC
Molecule: messenger RNA, 3702 nt
Organism: Peromyscus maniculatus bairdii (prairie deer mouse)
Lineage: Eukaryota; Metazoa; Chordata; Mammalia; Rodentia; Cricetidae
Gene: Ap1g2
Product: adaptor related protein complex 1 subunit gamma 2
Biological process (GO): vesicle-mediated transport; intracellular protein transport
Cellular component (GO): membrane coat; Golgi apparatus; AP-1 adaptor complex
Source: RefSeq, a predicted model, not a curated record